ACAAGGGCGGUGCGAGCUGCUGGGGAGGAAAGCGCUCGCCCUGCGGUCGCUGACUCCAGCGCAACACCCAGCCCUGCCGACCCCGCCGGCCGCGGCCCUGCACCUCCGGGUGCCGGCAGCGGAGACGCCGAUGGAGCCGGAGCUGUGCUACGUGCUGGACGCCGUCCUCUUCCUCUACGGCAUCGUCCUCACCAUCCUGUACUGCCGCCUCAAGUUCCUGGCUCGCAGAGCAUUGCAGAGCGCCUCCAAAGCGGCCAAGGAGCAGAAAGAAGAAGCCAUCUACACCGGGCUCAGCACCGAGAACCAGGACACGUACGAGAUGCUCGAGCCCAAAUCCUGACCUCGUCCUCGCACCGCCGCCGUCCCUUGCCCCCAUCCCAAGGGCCCCCCCUCGCCCGCCCCCCCCAGCCACCGCUCGAUGCAGAAUUGGAGGUUUUUCUGCGCAGGAAAUGGCCGUUUUCAGCCCCAAACUGCCUCCAGCUGGGCGCGGGCCUCGCUGCGGUGCCGGGGGCGUGAUGGGGGCCUGGGGGGGGUGAAGCCAGCCCGGGUGCACGGCGCCCCCCCGCUCCUGCCCCACUCCCCCCAGUAAAGCAGCACCCUGUGGAAACUGG
Messenger RNA from Cygnus olor (mute swan), 611 nucleotides. RefSeq names its product Fc fragment of IgE receptor Ig (gene FCER1G). The transcript has 5 exons. Gene Ontology annotation, biological process: cell surface receptor signaling pathway. Lineage: Eukaryota; Metazoa; Chordata; Aves; Anseriformes; Anatidae. Bases 131 to 340 code for a protein of 69 amino acids. Gene Ontology annotation, cellular component: membrane; Fc-epsilon receptor I complex. Gene Ontology annotation, molecular function: IgE receptor activity. The record is from RefSeq and is a predicted model, not a curated record.